AUGACGGGCAGGGAGCUGCACGUGCUGAGUGCCCACGAGAGAGGAGGCGGCCCCAGGCACGUGGGUACAGAGGUGCCUGUGGCCAGCCCUCAGCUGUCCGAGCUGGUGGGGGAGGGGGCGAGGGCCCGGGGCCCCCAGAGCCUCCGCGUGGGUCUGUCCUCCGUGCUCUCGAUGCUCACGUUGCCCGAGCACCCGCCUGGCUUCCUGUCCCUGCUGCCCCACCUGCUGUCCCCGGCGGUGUGGGGUUUGCCCUUCCUCCAGCCUUCCUGGGGCCGAGGGGGCGGGCGUUCCAUGUCCAUCCGCUGGCCGGGCUGCUCCGCAGGAAGCCAUGCUUGGAUACUUAUAGCCAUGUUUCAGCUCGCCAUGGAUUUGCCCUCGUGCGAGUCCCUGGGCCCGGGCCCCGACUUCCGGCUGCUGCCCCGGCCAUCGCAGCGGCCGCCCCGGCUGUGGAGUUUGAAGAGCGGACAGGCGGCGCGCGUCCCCGUGCCCGUGUGGAGCCCGCGCCCGGCCCGCGUGGAGCGCAGCCACGGGCAGAUGCCCAGCCCGCGCGCCAAACGGGCGCACAGACCCAGGGACCAGGUGGCCGCCCUGGUGCCCAGAGGGGGGCUCGCCAAGCCCCCAGCCGCGGCCAGACCCAGCCCUUCCCUCGGCUCUUCCUCGUCCCCGUCGCCCACGGCGGGCAGCGCGGCCGGCUCGGAGCAGCAGGCCCUCCUGCGGAGGGGGAAACGGCACGUGCAGGGGGCCGGCUUCAACAGCUUUGACUUCCGGGGCGGCAGGCCCACCACGGAGACGGAGUUCAUCGCCUGGGGGCCCACGGGGGAGGAGGAGGCCCCGGAGUCCAACACGUUUCCAGGCCUUUACGGCCCCACCACGGCCUCCAUCUCACAAACACGGAAGACGACCAUGGCCAUCGCCACCACCGCCACCCCGGGCCCCACGGCCACCUCUGUGACGCUGCAGACUAAGGGGGCCGCCGAGCCCCCGGGCCCCAGGGAUAGGAUCCCGGUUGGGGUUAGCACAACGGACCCUCCCACCAGUCCCAGCAGAGACAAUGGCGAAGACGUCAAGCCCCCACGAAUUCUGGGGGAGACCUCAGGUCUGGCUGUCCAUCAGAUCAUCACCAUCACCGUCUCCCUCAUCAUGGUCAUAGCUGCUCUGAUUACAACUCUUGUCUUAAAAAACUGCUGUGCCCAAAGCGGGAACACGCGCAGGACCAGCCACCAGCGGAAGAUCAACCAGCAGGAGGAGAGCUGCCAGAACCUGACGGACUUCACCCCUGCCCGCGUGCCCAGCAGCCUGGACGUCUUCACGGCCUACAACGAGACGCUGCAGUGCUCCCACGAGUGCGUGCGGACAGCCGUGCCCAUGUACGCCGACGAGGCGCUGCAUCCGACGGGGGAGUUCAAGUCCACGUUUAACGGGAACCGACCCUCUUCUUCUGAUCGGCAUCUCAUUCCUGUGGCCUUUGUGUCUGAGAAAUGGUUUGAAAUCUCCUGCUGACUGGCCGAAGUCUUGUUUACCUCCUGGGGGCAGGGCAGACGCCAUGUGUCUAUUUUAUGGAUUCCGUUGGUGAACCUGUAAAAAAA
This is a messenger RNA of Hyaena hyaena (striped hyena), 1586 nucleotides long. It is a transcript of the gene AJAP1, whose product is annotated as adherens junctions associated protein 1. Lineage: Eukaryota; Metazoa; Chordata; Mammalia; Carnivora; Hyaenidae. Gene Ontology annotation, molecular function: beta-catenin binding. Gene Ontology annotation, cellular component: adherens junction; cytoplasmic side of plasma membrane; cell-cell contact zone. The transcript has 7 exons. Bases 1 to 1500 code for a protein of 499 amino acids. The record is from RefSeq and is a predicted model, not a curated record.